This is a messenger RNA of Cornus florida, 3038 nucleotides long. Its product is annotated as probable beta-D-xylosidase 5. NCBI's taxonomy places the organism in Eukaryota, Viridiplantae, Streptophyta, Magnoliopsida, Cornales, Cornaceae. Gene Ontology annotation, molecular function: alpha-L-arabinofuranosidase activity; xylan 1,4-beta-xylosidase activity. Bases 22 to 2355 code for a protein of 777 amino acids. Gene Ontology annotation, biological process: arabinan catabolic process; xylan catabolic process. The transcript has 6 exons. The record is from RefSeq and is a predicted model, not a curated record. Gene Ontology annotation, cellular component: plant-type cell wall.
UACACCUAAAGAGAAGAAGCCAUGAAAGCCCAUCUUCUCUUACCUCUCUUCUUUUCACUCCUCCUCCUCCUCCUAUUCCCACGCGCCACCCACCAAUACGCGUGCGACAACCGCGACCCCAACACGGCCAACUAUGCCUUCUGCGACACUUCCCUCUCAUACACAGACCGAGCCAAGGACUUAGUGUCACGCCUCACUCUCCAAGAGAAGGUGAAACAACUAGUCAACAAAGCCACCGGGAUUUCCCGGCUUGGCGUCCCCGCCUACGAGUGGUGGUCUGAGGCCCUCCACGGGGUCUCAAACACCGGACCAGGGGUCCGUUUCAAUGCCACCGUGCCUGGUGCAACUAGCUUCCCGGCAGUGAUUCUUUCAGCUGCUAGCUUUAAUGCCUCGUUGUGGUACGAGCUGGGGCGGGUUGUGUCAACCGAGGCUCGAGCCAUGUACAAUGCUGGCUUAGCCGGGCUGACGUAUUGGAGUCCGAAUGUGAACGUUUUUCGGGACCCGAGGUGGGGACGGGGGCAGGAGACCCCGGGAGAGGACCCUCUGGUGGUGGCUAAGUAUGCAGUGAACUAUGUCCGGGGUUUGCAGGAGGUGGGACAGGAAGGGGACUUCAGUAGUGAGAAGCUCAAGGUUUCGAGUUGUUGUAAGCAUUAUACUGCUUAUGAUCUUGAUAACUGGAAAGGGGUUGAUCGGUUUCACUUUGAUGCAAAGGUGACACCACAGGACAUGGAAGAUACAUAUCAGCCUCCAUUCAAGAGCUGUGUAGAGGAGGGGCAUGUCACCAGUGUGAUGUGUUCAUAUAAUAGGGUCAAUGGGAUCCCCACAUGUGCUGACCCUGACUUGCUCCAAGGGGUAAUCAGAGGACAAUGGGAUCUUGAUGGAUAUAUUGUUUCAGACUGUGACUCCAUUCAGGUUUAUUUCAACUCUAUACAUUACACUGCUACACCUGAGGAUGCAGUAGCUCUAGCCCUGAAAGCAGGUUUGAACAUGAAUUGUGGAGAUUACCUAGGGAAAUACACAGAGAAUGCAGUGAAAUUGAAAAAAGUGGAAGAGUCUGUUGUAGACCAGGCACUGAUAUACAAUUAUGUGGUCUUAAUGAGGCUUGGUUUCUUUGAUGGUGACCCCAAAUUGCUCCCAUUUGGGAAACUUGGCCCUUCUGAUGUAUGUACCAAUGAUCAUCAAUCAUUGGCAGUUGAAGCUGCCAAACAGGGAAUAGUUUUGCUAGACAACAAUGGAGCUCUUCCUCUGUCUCCAAAGACCAUCAAGAAUUUAGCCAUUAUAGGACCUAAUGCUAAUGUCACUGUGACUAUGAUAAGCAACUAUGCCGGUGUGCCUUGUCGCUACACUAGCCCUUUGCAGGGGCUACAAAAGUAUGUGUCGGCAGUGACAUACCAGCCGGGGUGUAGCAAUGUGGGAUGCAGCAAUGGAGGCCAAAUCGAUGCAGCAGUCAAGGCUGCAGCUGCAGCUGAUGCUGCGGUGGUAGUAGUGGGGCUUGAUCAAUCCAUUGAGAGGGAAGGGCUGGAUAGAGUGAACUUGACAUUGCCAGGAUUCCAAGAGAAGCUUGUAACUCAAGUGGCUAAUGCCACUAAUGGACCGGUAAUUCUUGUCAUAAUGUCAGCCAGUCCAAUUGAUGUUUCCUUCGCGAAGAACAAUAGCAAAAUUGGGGGAAUUUUAUGGGUUGGAUAUCCUGGUCAAGGUGGAGGGGAUGCCAUAGCUCAAGUCAUAUUUGGAGACCAUAAUCCAGGUGGAAGGUCACCUUUUACUUGGUACCCACAAGCGUAUGUAGAUCAAGUCCCAAUGACUGACAUGAACAUGAGAGCUAAUGCCACUAGAAACUUUCCGGGAAGAACCUACCGAUUCUAUAAUGGCAAAUCUCUCUAUGAAUUUGGCCAUGGACUAAGCUACUCAAAAUUUUCCUACUCCCUAAUAUCUGCCCCUUCCACCAUAAACGUCCUAUCUUCCGAGUCCACCACGCAGCUUAAUGGCCAAGCAAUCGACAUUUCAAGUAUAGAUUGCCAGGAUCUAGAAGUGGAAUUGAUGAUUGGAGUGAAAAAUGAGGGGCCUAUGGAUGGUGCCCAUGUCGUGCUAUUGUUUUGGAAGCCGGCUUGCUCACAAGGGGUGAUUGGGACACCGAAUGUGCAGCUGGUGGGGUUUGAGACAGUGGAGGUGAAAAAAGGGGAGACAGGGACAGCAACCAUGAAGUUGGACGUGUGCAAGGAGCUAAGCGUGGUGGAUGAAGAUGGAAAGAGGAAGUUGAUCCUUGGGCCGCAUAAACUUGUAGUUGGUUCUUCUAAUGAGAACCACCUGAAGCACAAUUUCAAUGUCAGUAUGUCUGGAAGUGCCUUAUCUAUGUAAUAUAGCAGCUAAGAGUACUACCACCACUUCCACAACCAUUAUUAAUAAUAUUGGCUAAUUAAGAGUAAGAGUAAAAGCUAGAAUACAUGUGAAAGAGAUGUGCGCACUCAUAUGUAAUAGAAGCUUCUUUCUCUGACUACAAAAUAUCACCCUACCCUUCGAAACUUAUUUGAUUUCUGAUAAUACAGGAAAAUAAAUGAAAUCCAAGAAUUUUCUCUGGAUCAACUCACUAAGAUGCCAAACAGUCCUUAAAGGAUUCUUGUAAAGACCAAUUCAAUUAUAAUCAAAUAAUACACACAGCUAAACUUGGAGAGAUACCAUAAAAAAUAGCAAAUAUAGAAGAAUGGAGCACAAACCAGAGCUUAACAAAUUAAUCAUCCUCCUCAUAAUUACUGCCCUAAUUCCUUCUUCCUUGGUUCAUUCGAGCAAGCUUGCAACCUCUCCAUCACUUGCAGCAGCUAAUGGUGAGGAAGCUUCCUAUGAUAUGAAUAUGUUUAAAUGGAGCAUUAAAAAGGCGAUUAAAGGGUCAUUUCCUGUGAUCUGUAAUUCAAAGUGCAACCAAUGCAAGCCCUGCAUGCCAGUUGAAGUAUUAAUCCGAGCGACGGAGCUGGAAGAGAAUGAGUAUUAUCCGCAGGUGUGGAAGUGUAUGUGUGAAGACAAACUCUUCUCGCCUUUUUAAGCUU